Messenger RNA from Neurospora tetraspora, 2069 nucleotides. RefSeq lists its product as uncharacterized. The transcript has a single exon. The coding region runs from base 229 to 1875 and encodes 548 amino acids. The record is from RefSeq and is a predicted model, not a curated record. NCBI's taxonomy places the organism in Eukaryota, Fungi, Ascomycota, Sordariomycetes, Sordariales, Sordariaceae.
AACUCAUUAUCACCCUUCAUACCUAUUCUCGAUCGGAAUACCAUACCAAAGGAUCGUCUUGGAUAGCCGUUCGCAUCUCGAUCGCAUUUGAGCCUGCCAGCGACAUAGCACUCCUCUACUUACCAAGGACGUCAAGCCAUUGGCGACCAUCAGUCUGAUAUACUCGAACGAUUCACGAUAGUCCUCAAACCAAAACCACUGGUUUACUAGACCAGUUACUUGAACAUCAUGCCCGACCCCGACUCGGAUGGUUUCUACCACUGGUUCCCCUUGGGCAAGAACAUCAAUCCGGGAUGGAGUUUCGAUGUCAUCACGCUGCUGGCCAUCAUUGGCGAAGGCAGCGUUGCUGAAUUCGCCCAAACCAUCACCGCCAGCUCUCUCUGCAUGCUUCCGCGCCUGAUUCCCGCGCCCCAGGCCCUGCUCCGUCCGCAGCGGCCCCAGCGACUGCCCGAAGUCCACGCCAAACUGGCAGGCGUCUACGGCGGCACUCUCCUCGACUCUGUCGGCUUCUUUGCCAACAUUCUGCACCCACUUGACGAGUACAGGGCGUUCGACUUUAGAGUGUUCGAGAUCAAGCACACACAUCUCCUCAAGGCCGACUUCAGCAGACGGCUGGAGAAGGAAGGCUUUCUGGGGACCGUUUUCGGUAUCCGAUGGCUUAAGAGAAAGAAGGCGAAGAAGCAGGAACAAAAGAACAGUGAGAUCACAAUCAACAACACAAGAGAGAACGGCGCAAACGGUUCGGGAGCCCACGAAGUCAACACCGAUACAACCGCAGACGCAGACGCAGAUGCCGUCAGGAGGCGAAACGGCACCAACAAGCACGUCACCCUCGACGUCGACCCGGAGCACGGCGACCAUGUCCCCACGCCCGGCAUCAAUCGCCAACCGACCAUGUCCGAGCGCAUCACCGACAUCGUCACCGCGCCCAAGAUGAUGACCCCCCAACGCGUCGCCAGCAGCCCCAACGCGCGCUACACCGUUCCCCCCGCCCUCGACUCGCCCAUGCACGUCAUCAACGUGUUCUCCUUCCUCAUCACCGUCGCGAUCCUCAUCAUCUCCGCCUACUGGAACGACGGCGCGGCCGUGACCGCCAUCGUCACCAUCUCCGUCGCCGCCUCCGUCAUGGGUUACGCAUCCUGGUGGUACCCGCUUCUCAUGGCGCGACAAGCCAACGCCAAGGUGCCACCGGGCGACGUGGUCAUCCGCACGCGCGAGGGCGCCUUCUUGGUAGUGAAAUGCACCGAGGAAGUCGCGCGCGAGCUGUACCAGGGCACGGAAGAGUGCCGCUACGUCUCCACGAAAUACCACCGUCUGUUCAUGGGCAUCGCCAUGGUUUUGCUCAUGGUGGCCGUGGUGCUGUUGGGUAACUGCCGGUGGUCGUCCCAAGCCUUGAUCGGCGGCGCUUACGUCUUGUUAAACAGCAUCUACUGGGUCUGCGGCCUGCUGCCGCAGCGCUUCUUCUGGGACCUGUCGCGGUAUACAAUCACGGACAUCACGCCCGAGGACGUCAAGAGCAACAAUGAUAAUGACGUGCCGCCCAAUUUUACGAGGACGCUCUGGUACGCCAUUCGCGAGACCAAGAAGGACGCGUGGGUUGAUCGGUCCGGUGCCCUGCCCGGCACGCUUCAAUGGAAGAAGUGGCUGGAGGAGGCCCUCAAGGCCGCCAACGAGGGGAACUAUAAUUGGGAUGCGGUGGGAAGGAAGGAUGUGAUCAUGAGGGAGAAUCCGGAUGCGUAUGUGAGCAGGGAGCCGUCGAAUCUGGUGAAGCACCAUCAGAGUGGGCAUUGGCCGAAUGAUCCGGCGGCGCAGAAGGCGCCGUUGGAUCAAGUGCAGCCGUCGCCUUAUCAGCAUCCGUGGGGAGCGUUGUUGUGAGGGGUUUCAUGAUUCCUGGAGUCUCUGAUGUUUUUUGGAUGGUCAUCUUUUGUUUUCGGUUUGGAUAUAAUAUACCUGGUCAUGAUCAACUGGCCGCUUCGAACAGGUAAGUGUUUGGGCUCGAAAUGGUUCUGGUUCUGCAUGACGACUAGACGGCGACAAAAACCGGCACCUGAAGAAAGGUGUUGGAAAAU